GGGAUGUUGGCAGUUAGUAAGAAACAAAGGAAAGAAUCUAGUUUGAUAUUUGUCAAACUAUAAAGGUUGAAAAAAAAAUAUUUUUAUAAACAAAUAUAUGCAAUGUUUCGAAAUACUUACCAGGGCGGAUUUUUAUCCAUUUUGUAUAGUUGCGGGUCAUCUCCUCUGGAAUUGUGGGACAUGCACGUAAAAAACGGAUAUAUACGAAGAAUCACAGAUGAAGAGAUAAAAUCAUUGGCAUUGGAGAUAGCCGGGACUAAUGUGGCUACAACUUAUAUUUAUUGCCCGGCAGAUCCGAAGAAGGUGCUGGGUAUUAAGUUGCCCUUUCUUAUCAUCAUUAUCAAGAACAUGAAGAAGUAUUUCACGUUCGAGAUAACAAUACUGGACGAUAAGAAUAUGCAUAGGAGAUUCCGCGUGAGCAAUUUUCAGAGUACGACACGCGUUCGUCCGUUUAGUACGUCAACGCCCAUCGGGCUUUCGGGUGGAUGGAAUCAGAUUCAAUUCAACUUGUGUGAUUUUACACGACGGGCCUAUGGCACAAAUUACAUUGAAACUACCAGAAUGCAGAUUCAUGCCAACUGCAGAAUCAGACGAAUUUAUUUCGCCGACAGGCUUUAUUCAGAGGACGAAAUGCCGGAAGACUUCAAGCUUUUCUUUCCAGUGCACCUGAAGAAAUGCGUUAGAGAGGAAGACGUGAAAAAGAAACCUAGCCUGGUUCCUGAGAAAGUACCGUUCAUCAAAGAACCAACUAUCGAACCGGAAGUGUUAGUGGAGGAGAUCAUUGAGCCGCCGACAAUUACGAAGGAACCUGAUUUAAUUGAGGAAGUGUUACCAGAAGUGCCUCCGGAAGAAGUGGAACAGGUAAUUGUAGAGAGAGAUGAAGAGGAAAGAGAAGAGGAAAGAGAAGAUGAAAGGGAAGAAGAAAGAGAAGAAGAGGAAGCUGAAGUUGAAGAAACUGUGGUUGACGAAGAGGAAGAAGAGGAACCUACAGACAUUCGCGAAGAUGAGGAUGAAGAAGAAGCUAUCGAAAUGGGUGCGUAGAAAUUGGAAGAAGGUUACACGGAAGAUGAGGAUGAAUAAAUAAAAUAUAAUUUCAUUAGCACAAUAAAUAUAGCGUAUCUUAUAUAA
Molecule: messenger RNA, 1128 nt
Organism: Wasmannia auropunctata (little fire ant)
Lineage: Eukaryota; Metazoa; Arthropoda; Insecta; Hymenoptera; Formicidae
Product: cilia- and flagella-associated protein 20-like
Exons: 4
Coding region: 103-1041 (312 amino acids)
Biological process (GO): regulation of cilium beat frequency involved in ciliary motility; cilium assembly; positive regulation of cell motility
Cellular component (GO): motile cilium; ciliary basal body
Source: RefSeq, a predicted model, not a curated record